Messenger RNA from Budorcas taxicolor (takin), 1864 nucleotides. It is a transcript of the gene LTV1, whose product is annotated as LTV1 ribosome biogenesis factor. The transcript is spliced from 11 exons. Lineage: Eukaryota; Metazoa; Chordata; Mammalia; Artiodactyla; Bovidae. The coding region runs from base 143 to 1567 and encodes 474 amino acids. Gene Ontology annotation, cellular component: preribosome, small subunit precursor; cytosol; nucleus. Gene Ontology annotation, biological process: ribosomal small subunit export from nucleus; ribosomal small subunit biogenesis. The record is from RefSeq and is a predicted model, not a curated record.
UGGAGCCGCACGUGUGGAGUGGAGUUAAAGACUGGGCGGUGAGCUGAUUCUCAGAGACGUUCGGGAGAUACCGUGUCACCGUCCGUCCGACUAGGAGAGUGCUGUCGUCCCUGUUUGGCGUGAGCGCCGCGCGGCUGCAAGCAUGCCUCACAGGAAGAAAAAGCCCUUUAUAGAGAAGAAGAAAGCUGUGUCUUUUCACCUGGUCCACCGGAGCCAAAGAGAUCCUUUAGCAGCAGAUGAGACUGCACCCCAAAGGGUUCUGUUGCCUACACAGAAGAUAAAAGAUGAAGAAAGGCGAGCAGAGCAGAGGAAGUAUGGAGUGUUCUUUGACGAUGACUAUGACUACCUGCAGCACCUGAAGGAACCAUCUGGCCCCUCGGAGCUCAUUCCCACAAGUACCUUCGGUGCACCUUACAGGGGAGAUGGGAGAGAAGAGCCUUUAGUAACUUCAACCAGUGGAAUUAAGUUGCCUUCCUCAGUGUUUGCAUCAGAGUUUGAGGAAGAUGUUGGAUUGUUAAAUAAAGCAGCUCCUGUUUCAGGACCUCGGUUAGAUUUUGAUCCUGACAUUGUUGCAGCUCUUGAUGAUGAUUUUGAUUUUGAUAAUCCGGAUAAUUUACUUGAAGAUGAUUUCAUUCUUCAGGCCAGUAAGCCAACAGAAGAGGAAGAGGGAAUGGAGAUACAGAAAUCUGAGGCCGAAGAUGACAGUGAGUGGGAAGAUGUGGGUGAUGAGGAAGGAGGUGGUGAUGACGGUAGAUACGACCAUGUAGGCUCAUCAGAUGAGGAUCUGUCUGCCCCUGGCCAACCUCUUGGGGCUGUAGAAAAUCACUUCUUCUGGGAAGAGGAAACAAAAAGUCGCUUUACUGAGUAUUCCUUGACGUCCUCAGUCAUGAGGAGGAAUGAACAGCUGACCCUACAUGAUGAGAGGUUUGAAAAGUUUUAUGAGCAGUAUGAUGAUGAUGAAAUUGGAGCUCUGGAUAAUGCUGAAUUGGAAGGUUCCAUUCAAGUAGACAGCAAUCGCUUAGAGGAAGUUUUGAAUGACUACUAUAAAGAGAAGGCAGAGAAUUGUGUAAAACUGAAUACUCUUGAACCCUUCGAGGAUCAGGACCUGCCAGUGAAUGAGCUAGAUGGGUCUGAGGAGGAAGAGAUCAUUACUGUAGUUCUUGAAGAAGCCAAAGAAAAGUGGGAUUGUGAAUCUAUUUGUAGUACAUACUCAAAUUUAUAUAACCAUCCACAGCUUAUCAAAUAUCAACCAAAGCCCAAACAAAUCCGACUAUCUUCUAAAACAGGAAUACCUCUCAAUGUCUUACCUAAGAAAGGACUCACAGCAAAGCAAGUUGAACGAAUGCAGAUGAUUAAUAACAGUGAUCUCCCUAAGAUGUCAACCCAACCACGUUCUAAAAGUGAAAGCAAGGAGGACAAAAGAGCACGAAAGCAAGCUAUCAAAGAAGAGCGCAAGGAACGGAGAGUGGAGAAGAAAGCUAACAAAUUAGCCUUCAAACUGGAGAAAAGAAGGCAGGAAAAAGAGCUGCUGAACUUGAAGAAGAAUGUUGAGGGUCUAAAGCUAUGAUAGUGGAACAUUGAAGAUAAGGUGCUUUCCCCAUUAGGGAUUUAAACAUUAAAAAAUGAACGAGGAUCUUCAGAGAGAGAAAACUGUUCAGUCUGCCAUUUUUAUUGGCAGGUAUUUUUUAAAAAACAAAAAACAGUACAGUAUUUGUAUUUAUAUCAUCAGGUUUUCUCUGCCAACUGUCUUGUAAAUAUGGUAAUAUUUUAAAAUUUAAUAUGGGCUUAAAUUUGCUUAAAUAAAUAACAGUGGACAUGAAAUGUUUGGAUAAAUUAAAGGAAAAAUAUCUUCGUAACUUAAAUG